This is a messenger RNA of Coffea arabica (coffee), 1497 nucleotides long. RefSeq names its product cysteine synthase 2. Lineage: Eukaryota; Viridiplantae; Streptophyta; Magnoliopsida; Gentianales; Rubiaceae. The record is from RefSeq and is a predicted model, not a curated record.
UCUCGCGUUCAAACGAAAAUAGACUCGACCCGGUUCGUAUUUUGGAGCUACGGCUUCCCGGUGGCCAUGGCGCCGCCGCUGAGAACAACUAGCGCUAUUGCGACUGCGCUCUCCAUAGCGCUUCUCUCGUACCUCCUCUGCAAAAAGACUCGAUCAAAGGCUUCAUCCAAGAAAACCCCCAAAACCCUUUCAGUUAAAAAAGCUAGAAAUGGGCUGGUGGCCGCUAUUGGCAACACCCCUUUGAUCAGAAUCAAUAGCCUUUCUGAUGCCACUGGCUGUGAGAUUUUAGGCAAAGCUGAAUUCUUGAAUCCUGGAGGGAGUGUUAAGGAUAGGGUGGCAGUGAAGAUUAUUGAAGAGGCCUUGGAAUCUGGAGCACUAGCUCAAGGUGGCAUAAUUACAGAAGGAAGUGCUGGAAGCACAGCUAUUAGUCUUGCAACAGUAGCUCCUGCUUUUGGAUGCAAAUGCCACGUAGUCAUCCCUGAUGACGCUGCCAUUGAGAAGUCUCAGAUAUUGGAGGCCUUGGGUGCUACAGUUGAAAGGGUUAGACCAGUGUCAAUUACACACAAGGACCACUUUGUCAAUAUUGCUAGGAGGAGGGCAUUGGAAGCAAAUCAAGUAGCAUUAAAGCAUGGGAAAGGCAACCAAAAUGAAUAUCUAGAUGUCAAACAGAUCAAUGGCUACACAUCAGAUUCAGGAAAGCAAGACCCAAUAUUCUACAGUGACUGCAAAGGUGGCUUUUUUGCAGAUCAAUUUGAGAACCUUGCUAAUUUCAGGGCUCACUAUGAAGGUACUGGGCCUGAGAUAUGGGAUCAGACAGGUGGCAAAUUGGAUGCUUUUAUUGCAGCUGCUGGCACAGGAGGGACUGUAGCUGGUGUCUCAUGCUUUCUCAAGGAGAAGAAUGCCAAUGUCAGGUGUUUUCUCAUAGAUCCGCCUGGUUCUGGUUUGUUCAAUAAGGUGACCAGAGGAGUAAUGUACACAAGAGAGGAGGCUGAAGGACGGAGGUUGAAAAACCCGUUUGAUACCAUAACUGAAGGAAUUGGAAUUAAUAGAUUAACAGAAAAUUUCAAACUGGCAGAAUUAGAUGGGGCUUUCCGAGGCACAGAUUUGGAGGCUGUUGAAAUGUCCAGGUACCUCUUGAAGAAUGACGGCCUCUUUCUCGGGAGUUCUUCUGCUAUGAACUGUGUGGGGGCUGUUAGAGUGGCGCAAGCACUUGGUCCAGGUCACACCAUUGUGACAAUUCUUUGUGACAGUGGGAUGAGGCAUCUUAGUAAGUUUUAUGAUGUUGGAUAUCUCUCUAAAUAUGGUUUGAUGCCUUCAGCUGUAGGAUUGGAGUUUCUUGGUCUCAAAUAAGAUUUUAUAGUGCCAUCAAUCCCUACUUUAUAUGUAUAAUUUUUUUUGUUUUAACCUGCAAAGAAGGUGAGAACAUUAGGCUUGUCAGCAACGGCUUAAGUGCAUAGGCUGCAGCGUCAGCCUUUGUGAUCAAAGUAGUUUUGAGGU